Eptesicus fuscus (big brown bat) is the source of this 2870-nucleotide messenger RNA. It is a transcript of the gene HACD3, whose product is annotated as 3-hydroxyacyl-CoA dehydratase 3. Gene Ontology annotation, biological process: very long-chain fatty acid biosynthetic process; fatty acid elongation; sphingolipid biosynthetic process. The record is from RefSeq and is a predicted model, not a curated record. Gene Ontology annotation, cellular component: endoplasmic reticulum membrane. Lineage: Eukaryota; Metazoa; Chordata; Mammalia; Chiroptera; Vespertilionidae. Bases 185 to 1273 code for a protein of 362 amino acids. Gene Ontology annotation, molecular function: 3-hydroxyacyl-CoA dehydratase activity. The transcript has 11 exons.
GCCGCCACUCCGGCUCCUCACUGCGCAAGUGCGGCGGCCGGAGAGCGUGGGGCGUCUGGAGGCUGCGGGCUGCGGGCCCUCAGGAGCGCGGGGUUUGGGCCUGCGAUCACCGGCUCCAGCCGCGCCCUGCCCGAGGCAGCGAGGCCCGCGAGCGGAUCCCCCCCGCGCCCUGGGCUGUGUGGCCAUGGAGAACCAGGUGCUGACGCCGCACGUCUACUGGGCUCAGCGGCACCGCGAGCUGUACUUGCGCGUGGAGCUGAGUGACGUGCAGAAUCCUGCCAUCAGCAUCGCUGAAAAUGUACUGCAUUUCAAAGCUCAAGGACAUGGUGCCAAAGGAGAUAAUGUCUAUGAGUUUCACCUGGAGUUCUUGGACCUUGUGAAGCCAGAGCCGGUUUACAAACUGACCCAGAGGCAGGUAAACAUUACGGUACAGAAGAAGGUGAGCCAGUGGUGGGAGAGACUCACCAAGCAGGAGAAGCGCCCCCUGUUUUUGGCCCCUGACUUUGAUCGCUGGCUGGACGAGUCUGAUGCGGAAAUGGAGCUCCGAGCCAAGGAAGAAGAACGCCUAAAUAAACUCAGAAUGGAAAGCGAAGGCUCCCCUGAAACUCUUAUAAACUUGAAGAAAGGAUACCUCUUCAUGUAUAAUCUUGUGCAAUUCUUGGGAUUCUCGUGGAUGUUUGUCAACAUGACUGUGCGGUUCUUUAUCCUGGGAAAAGAGUCCUUCUAUGACACAUUUCACACCAUAGCUGACAUGAUGUAUUUCUGCCAGAUGUUGGCGGUUGUGGAGUCUAUCAAUGCAGCAAUUGGAGUCACUAAGUCACCAGUGAUACCUUCUGUUAUCCAGCUUUUUGGAAGAAAUUUCAUUUUGUUUAUCAUCUUUGGCACUAUGGAAGAAAUGCAAAACAAAGCCGUGGUUUUCUUUGUGUUUUAUAUGUGGAGCACAAUUGAAAUUUUCAGGUACCCCUACUACAUGCUUUCCUGCAUUGACAUGGAUUGGAAAGUGCUCACAUGGCUUCGUUACACUGUGUGGAUUCCUGUAUAUCCGCUGGGAUGUUUGGCAGAAGCUGUCUCAGUGAUCCAGUCCAUUCCAGUGUUCAACGAAACAGGGAGAUUCAGUUUCACAUUGCCAUAUCCCAUGGAAAUCAAAGUUAGAUUUUCCUUUUUUCUUCAGAUUUAUCUUAUAAUGUUAUUUUUAGGGUUAUACAUAAAUUUCCGUCACCUUUAUAAACAGCGCAGGCGGCACUAUGGACAAAAAAAGAAAAAGAUCCACUGAAAAGAGAUUUAGAAGACUUCUUAACAUGUAGACUUUUGAGCCUAAUCUAUAAUUCUUACAGUUUUACCUUCUUAUACUGAUGUAAAAGUUUUUUUAAAGUUAAAUGAUUAAAUUCUCAGUAAGGCUAUCUUCCCUUUUCCCCAGUUACAUCCUGAAUUUAUUGUAUUAUCUUAGUGUAGUACUUGCAUGAUAUCUGAUGACAGGUUUGUUCUUUUGUAAUCUAUUAGUGACAUCAGACUCAGCCCUGUCCCCACCCACUCCAUGUCCAGUCAUUCUGUUUCACACAAGCCAGAGAUUUCAUCAGCGCCCUGAACCUACUAGGUACUGGCCUUUCUUACAGCUGGAAUGUGUUCUUUUCAGCUAUUGAUUGUGGAAGAAAAACAAGACUGUUUUUGCUUUAUCGGAGGCUAUGAAAGUGACCUAGGCAGGACCUAAUAUAUUCUGUACCCAAAAGGUUACUUAAUAAGUGUAGUGGCAUUGAUUUUUUGAAAAUCUGUUUGACUCAGUCACUGAUAAAACAUUUGAGUCCAAGUGGGCCUCAAGCAUCCAUAUUACCUCUGAAUUUUUUGGCCUCUCUAACGAUAUCUGUUACUAUACAGUACUUACCUGUGUGGACACAGAAUGAUUUGAGAGAAACCAGUCAGAACCUUGGAACACCAUGAUCACUUACUUCAUUCCAAGAUAAAUCAGAACUAUUUUCAACUUUAAAGAAAGAUGAAAUACUAGUUAGAAAAUAAUGAGAUUAUAAGAGUUCCAACACCAAAUGGUUAAAGGGGUCAGAAGGGUCAAACUGGCCACAAGACAGCUGUCUGCAAUGCAGCCUGUAGCGAACUGGAAACACUGGAGUAGGCCAGUCUGAACACACCUGCAAAACUGCCUUAGGCUGUGCCCAAACAUAAAAAACUCCAGCUUCUCUCCCCUGACCUGGGUAAGUCCAUUUGUGUACCUGUCAGAGUACGUGGUGGGGUGUCUGUUUUUUAGUAGACCUCAAAACACCUGCUUUUAUUCUGCUGUUUCACUUCUGAAGUUGGACAGUGAACAGAGAACACUGGCUAGAGAACCACCAGCUGGUCCAUUAACACAGGUCCUGGCAGGAAACCCACCAACAGAGGAACUGAAAAAAAUCUAGGCAUUAUGAAGUUUGGCCAUUGUCAAAAACAUCCAUUUCUUCCACAUUCCAAGCAAAAUGUGUUAGAAGUAAUGCUUGUAUGAAAGAAUUUAAGGAACGAUUGCUCAAUUGUGCUAUUCCCAUUGUUCCUGGGGGAAAAGGGGACUAAAUGAGCUAUGCUGUUUCUCUGAGCCCAAGAUGGAAACUUGGUUUGACCUAAAAACAUAUGAUUAACAUAGGCUGGCUGAUUUUUUUACAAGUUCAUUGCACUGAAGGAUAUUUUGCAUGUCUGUAUCUUCUGUCAAUACUUGUUUGUAUUAAUUUCUGAUAUUCUUUCACCUGAGUUUGUGUGUAAUUAGGCAGAUCAGCUUUGCAGCAGAUUAUGCUGCAUCUGUGGCAGAAUCUUACAUUCUUACAAGCCUUUUUGUUGCUGUCUGAGAAAACAAAAGAUUGUGUAUUUCUAUUAAACAUUUACAGUCAAAAGCCCAA